CAGUCAUCAUGAACCAGGAAAGAGGCCCCAGAGGGACCUCCGAAGGCAUCCCCGGGCUCUCCGAGGGGACGCUGGCAGAGAAUUUGAGAGGUUUCCAGACUCCUCAGUGGGAACCAAGGCUGAGGGACUCUGAGAAGCCCUCUGAUGGCGAGACCCUUGUAGAGUCUCCAGAGAAGCCCUUCAGAGGAGCUCUCCAAAUGCCACUGCUGUGGAAGAGUCCCCGAUUGAGACCAGAAAUGCAGGGGACCUCCAACAGGUGACACCAAGGAGAGAGGCCCCCAGUCCUUUCACCGUGGUGUGUCCUUCCCCAUGACUAUAGGUCCUAGUUCCUGGGCAGGUGAGGAGGGUAGUUGAGUUGGUCGUUGUCCCAGGAAGAACAGUUUAGACUCCCCCGGGGGUUCCUGGGUAGUAGAUUGGAGGGCUGGUGUUGACAUGCUAUUCUGGGAAGGGAGGUAGGAUUUUUGAGGGAGGGAGGAGGUAGCAGCCUAACCAGUUUGGAGAGGUUGUUACCUGCCAGGGAACGCCUUUGAGCCUUGCACAUGUGUAACCUGGGCUGCUGCAAGGCCCUGGCAGGAUAUCAGGGGAAGGCUCAGAGCAGUUGGUUCCCAGUCCCAGAGUGCACUGCUCUGGCCUUCCUUUCAGCCCUUUCAUCUGUAUGCUGUCAGGACUGCCUUGGCUCUGGGUUUCAGCAGGCCCAGCGUUCCUAGCCAAAUUAGCUCUGGCUGGGAGGGAGAGGAGAGAAGAGAGUCAAAGCACAGAGACCCCGGGGAUCUCUUUCAGGCUCCUCAUCCUGCAAACCCACCCUGAUCAACCCUUCUUUCUCCUCUCCGUGUAGACUCCCUCUUCUUCCCUGCCUCCUAGCUGCUAGGUUCCCUUCCUCCCAGGCAUGAUUCCUUCUGCACCCCCUUGUCUUCCUUCUCUUCUUUCCCUGUGACUCUGCAAGGCGAUCCUGUGCCAGGGGUAUCCCAUACCCAGCCCUCCAUGGCUUCCUCCUCUCUGUCUGGGUGGGGACUGAGUCUAGAACUCUAGAGGGAGGGUGGGGCGCAUAAAGCUGGCUCCCAGCCCAGGAGGCUGCAAUAGUUGGGGUGGCUAAGGGAGAAGGCCCUGGCCCUGCCCCUGCCUGCCCCUCCCUUCCCCCAGGUAUAAGAGCUGAGCUCAGGUGAGCUGGCUCCUCCAUCCUGUCUCUGCAGCUGCCAGCAGUCCUCCCCGCUCUAGGCAGAUCAUGAGCCAUCAGCUCCUGUGGGGCAGGCUAUAGGACAGACAACAAAAGUAACUCACCGGAGGACCAGUGCACCAGGCACCAUGGGACAGUGUCGGUCAGCCAACGCCGAGGAUGCCCAAGAAUUCAGUGAUGUAGAGAAGGCCAUCGAGACUCUCAUUAGGAACUUCCAUCAGUACUCGGUGGAGGGCGGAAAGGAGACGCUGACCCCUACUGAACUCCGAGACCUGGUUACCCAGCAGCUGCCUCACCUCAUGCCGAGCAACUGUGGGCUAGAAGAGAAAAUUGCCAACCUGGGCAACUGUAAUGACUCGAAGCUGGAGUUUGGAAGCUUCUGGGAGUUGAUUGGAGAAGCAGCCAAGAGUGUGAAGAUGGAGAGCCCUGUUGCUCGGAGCUGAGAGCUUCUGCUUGGAACUUGUUGGGGGGUUUUGGGGUUACUGGAGGUAGGGGAUUUUAGAAGUCCUGGGCAUAGAAAUAAAACUCUUCUCUACGCCUACCACCCCAUUCCCCAGCCUGUACCUCUCCUCUUUGUUGUGAGGUUCAGGCUCAGGACAACCUUCCCUAUGGGUUCUGUGCCCUCCUCUAGGGUGCUCUGCUGAGCUUCUGGGUCCAAAGUCCUCAUCCCAGGGGAGCUCAGGGGGUGGGCUGGGGCUGGAAAGGAUAUGCAGGGACCUGGUGGGGGAAGGGCCAAGCUCUUGGUAGUAGGGGAAGAGCAGAAAGGACUAUGGGAAAUGAUCUGAAGAAUGGGUGGGGAAGCUGGCUGGAAAAGGGUGUCUCAGAGCCGACCCCUUCCAGUCUUGUCCAGUGAAGCUGUAGCUGUCUGCCUUGUGCUGUCCUUGCUGCUUCCAGCUCUGCCCCACCCUCCUCCCAGUAGGAUCAGGGGCAAACAGGAGCAGAGAGGCAAAAGGGGCAAAGGAGGGCAUGGUUUCAGGACUUCGGGGUGAGAGGACUAGCUAGGUGCUUGGGCAUUUAUGGAUGAUAGUUAUUUUAUAAUAUU
Myodes glareolus (Bank vole) is the source of this 2216-nucleotide messenger RNA. It is a transcript of the gene S100a14, whose product is annotated as S100 calcium binding protein A14. The record is from RefSeq and is a predicted model, not a curated record. Gene Ontology annotation, cellular component: perinuclear region of cytoplasm. NCBI's taxonomy places the organism in Eukaryota, Metazoa, Chordata, Mammalia, Rodentia, Cricetidae. Gene Ontology annotation, biological process: positive regulation of monocyte chemotaxis; response to lipopolysaccharide; toll-like receptor 4 signaling pathway. Gene Ontology annotation, molecular function: calcium ion binding; chemokine receptor binding; calcium-dependent protein binding.